GUCAUUUUAUUCGCAUGUAGAUGUCCUUUGCGAUUGAUUUCAUGCUGAAUGCAAAGAAUAUCAUUGAAAUAUUCGGAUCGCAGCAAUUUUAAACUAAAAAUAUGAAUUUUAAUUUUCUCCUCAUCGAUUUUUCUUCUAACACCUUGUAAACAAGCUCUGUGAACUGUCAAAUAAGUGAGGUUAGAUCAAGAUCUUGCAUUGGUCUAAUAGAGUAGCGAGUAGUAGCGAGUAGCGCAACCGUCUGUGACGAAAAUAAAACAAAAAUUUAAAUAGCUGAUUAUCACCGGCUUAUUCUCAAGUGGAAAAUCAUAUUGCAAUCUAAUAAAAAUGACGAAAAAACUGCUUAUGUUGCUGCCUCACGGCGCAGAGGAAAUGGAAUUUGUCAUUUGCGUGGAUGUCCUACGAAGAUGCGGGGUGGAUGUUGUCGUUGCUGGAUUGACCGAUAAAACGGUGAAGUGCUCACGGGAUGUUGUUAUCAACGCCGACACAACACUGGAUGAAGCUGCUAAUGACGACUUUGACGCAAUUGCUCUUCCGGGAGGUCUCGGGGGUUCCAAAGCUAUGGCUGGAUCUACCAAGCUAGGGGAAGUUCUCGAAUCGUUCGAAACUAAAGGAAAGCUUAUUGCGGCUAUUUGUGCAGCUCCGACAGUGCUGCUGACACAUUCAGUCGCCCUCGGCAAAACUCUAACUUCGUAUCCCUCCUUCAAGGAUGAUCUUGCCGGAAAAUACACCUACGUUGAAGAUAAAACCGUGGUGGUUGACGGAAACCUUGUUACUAGUCGUGGUCCGGGAACAGCAUUUGAUUUUGCUUUAAAACUUGGUGAGAUUCUAGUCGGCUUGGAGAAGACGAAGCAGGUUGCAACAGGAAUGUUGUAUGAUUUAAAAUAGGAUGAUAUUUUUGACGCCAAAUGUUAUACCCCAUAUGUUCCUUAAAAUUUGGCUCGAACAACUGAAUUAGAUGUAAAACAGUCAGCAGAA
Messenger RNA from Armigeres subalbatus, 978 nucleotides. RefSeq names its product protein dj-1beta-like. The transcript is spliced from 5 exons. Gene Ontology annotation, biological process: glycolate biosynthetic process; glyoxal metabolic process; response to oxidative stress. The coding region runs from base 328 to 888 and encodes 186 amino acids. Gene Ontology annotation, cellular component: mitochondrion; cytoplasm; nucleus. NCBI's taxonomy places the organism in Eukaryota, Metazoa, Arthropoda, Insecta, Diptera, Culicidae. The record is from RefSeq and is a predicted model, not a curated record.